AUGAAGAGAGAGUCGUCGUCUUCCUCUUCUCCCGGCUCCAAUCCGUCCCUGCUGCGGCGUCUCAGCCAGUUUGUCCAACCGGGACAGUCGGCCGCCUACCAGCCUAGAAAUCGGACGGCUUCCGACGUACCUCAGCCGGCCCUGGCUACGCCGGCGACCGAUCCUGCUCAAAUCAAGUCGGUGUGGCUCGACUGUGAUCCGGGCCAUGACGAUGCUAUGGCGCUGCUCAUGGCUCUCCACCAUCCCAGCCUCGAAUUGCUCGGCGUCUCCACCGUAGCAGGCAACGCCGGUGGCCGUGACACCUUCCUCAACGCUGUUCGCCUUAUGGCGCUCUACCGAGCCGACCCUUCCAUUCCCGUCAUCCGCGGUUCCGACUGCCCGCUCGUCAAGGAGGUCAAGGUGGACGUCGGCAUCCACGGUCAAGGUGGCCUCGGCGGCGUGCAGGGCUUGCCCUCGCUCUCGUCGCCGCUCUGCCAGCCGUGGCUGCAUCCCGCACACCCACGCACAAGCUCACCAACAACAGGCCCCGAACCCUCGCUCUUUCUAUACACGCUCUCCACCAUCCUCACCGAGCGCCUCAAUGCAGGCAAGCCUGGCAUCCACCUUGCUGUCACGGGGCCCAUGACCAACGUGGCGCUUUUCAUCCGCUGCUAUCCGCACCUCGUGCGCGGCAUCGAGCAGAUUGUGCUCAUGGGUGGAGCUGCAGGCGUGCGCGGCAACCGCGGCCCGCUGGCAGAGUUCAACAUCCUCAACGAUCCCGAAGCCGCCUCGAUCGUCUUCAAUACUGACAUCAAGGUGGUCAUGGCCGGUCUCAACGUAACGCACCAGGCCAUCUUUACCGCCGAGCUGCACGAUCGUCUUUUGAGUGGGCGGGUGCGCUCGCCCUCGUCCCGCCGGCAGUCGAGAAUCGCGCUGAGCCCCAUCUCGCCGUCUCACUCGCCUGUCGCUUCGCCCGUUGCGCCAGCCGCGGACAUGGCCACUCAGUCUGCCUCUGGCCCGAGCGACCUCAAGAGGAUGCUGAGUUCCACCCUCACUUUCUUUGCCAAGACGUACGCGUCCGAGUUCGGCUUUACUCGCGGGCCGCCCGUGCACGACAUGCUGGCGAUCGCGUAUAUCAUUGAUCCGACGCUCUUCCACCGCCGCGUUCCGUCGCCAGGAGACGUGCCGAAUGUGGGCAUGUUUGACGCCGAUCCUCACAGCAACAAGGAUGUGCGUGCGGCUGCGUCGUCGGGCAAGCCGCGUCGCCCACGCGUGGUGACGGACAGCAACUCGCUCGGCCUCGAGCCCUCGGCGAUAGACAGUGCCGACGCGAGCGAUGUGUCGGACUCACAGGCUGAAGCUACUGCGUCCGCGGAUGCGAUGCCGCCCAAGCGCUACCGCGUCGACGUCGAGUGCAGCGACGGUCUGGCGUGCGGCGCGACGGUGGUGGAUUUCUGGGGUGACCGCGUCGAGCACAACGGCUGGGGCCGCGGCGGCAGGAACGUAGAGGUGCUCGAGAACCUCGACUGCCCGCGCAUGUGGGACAUCUUCUUCCAGGUCAUCGAGCGCGCCGAGGCACACAUCGCCAAUAGCCCUGUCACUGGCCACGGCUCAGCAGACAAUACCGCCGCCACAUCACCUUCUGGCUCUCCGUCCAAGGCCUUUGCCAAUCUGCGUCUCGACGCCGAUGCGAAUCCCAACAGCCAAGUGCAGGCCUAA
This is a messenger RNA of Moesziomyces antarcticus, 1698 nucleotides long. RefSeq names its product uridine nucleosidase. Lineage: Eukaryota; Fungi; Basidiomycota; Ustilaginomycetes; Ustilaginales; Ustilaginaceae. Gene Ontology annotation, cellular component: cytosol. The record is from RefSeq and is a predicted model, not a curated record. Gene Ontology annotation, molecular function: purine nucleosidase activity. Gene Ontology annotation, biological process: purine nucleoside catabolic process. The transcript has a single exon. Bases 1 to 1698 code for a protein of 565 amino acids.